AUGGAUCACACUAUGCAAGAUGCCCCGGCCGACGUGCUGGCGGACGCCAGGCGAACGCUCGAGGCUCUGAAGAGCUCUGGACUUUCUCGCGAAGUUUUGUUGCAAAUGUGGGAGGCCGACGACAGGGCGCAACAACACACACCUCAACACGAUACUUCCAUGGAAGAUGCUUCUACACGAGCUAUUUGCCAUGGCCAGAUUGGUCACCGACCGCGCAUCUCUGUUUCAUCGACGAGCUCAGGUUCCUCUGGUCAUGCGAGUAUCUGGUCUAUGGGAUCCGCCAACUCCAGCGCGACCGUCGCUACCCACUACUCCCAAUCCUCUCAGACACCAUCUCCUUCUCAGCAAUCCGCACCCCAAGCUGCCGUCGGCGUUCCUGGCAGCCUUCCCCAGGUUGCAAGCGCUCAGACGGGUUGGGGCCCCGGCCGCUUUAACUUUUACUGGUGCACAUCCUGCGAGACAAGAUUUAAGCGCAAGUACGAUUGGAAGCGCCACGAAGAAGAGUUCCAUGAGCGCUGGAAGAAGUACCCGUGUCCCGAACCUGGCUGCAACAGAAGCUUCUGGGGAGCCAACACUUUCAACCAGCACCACAAGGCUUCUCACGGCUGCAAGACAUGCCCUCAUUCCGAAAAGGUGGUCAAGUACCUGAAGAGGAGGAAGUACUGGGCCUGCGGCUUCUGCUCUGCUCUACAUCCUUCUAGAGAGCGCCAUGUCGAGCACGUUGCGAGACAUUUUGAGUCCGGAAAGACGAAAUCAGACUGGAUGCACUCCAGAGUUAUUUAUGGCCUCCUCCAUCAGCCACUGAUCCACGAGGCAUGGAAGGACAUUCUUAUGUCCAAGGCCGCCGAGUUUAGCGGACGCCAACCCAACUUCAGCUGGAAUCCAACACAGACGGGCCGUGCCCAAGGCUUUAUGGAGAAUGAAAGCCCGGGUCAACUUCAAGACUUGCUCGAAUUCUUUUCUGGCUCCAGCACCGAGGCCGAAUCCAUCGUCUCCAUUGCAUAUAAGCUCGCCGACCUUGUUUUCCUUCCCGUCCCAGCGUCGCCUCCCAUGCAGUACUCGCAAUGCUACGCCCCCGCGCCCGCUAUUCCUCAACAAUACCCAUCUCAGCCUCUCCUUCCGCCUCCUUCGAUACCCUCUCAAACCCUGCCGACGCAGUCUCCUCAGCCUCCUGUUCUACCUUCUCAAGACACUUCGCCAGGACCGUUUAUGGACCAGAUGAGAGCGCAGUCUAUGAUGCCAGCUCCCUUAUUUCACACAUCACAACCACGCGCGACAACAGAACCUCUGCGCCGGGCGUCACUUGAUAGGGAACUCCCGCCCCCGCCUCAAGAGACGCAGCCCAUGAAUUUCCAAUACAUCCCCGAUAACAUGGUUUUUGAGGACUGGGAGAGCUUCUCCAGCACAGUCGUCGACGAAAAUGCACCAGCGCCGACAACAAUGUCGACAGAAUGGCCGCUGGUGCCUGUACAAUAUUACAAUGCUCCCGUGGGGCCAUGA
This is a messenger RNA of Colletotrichum truncatum, 1500 nucleotides long. NCBI's taxonomy places the organism in Eukaryota, Fungi, Ascomycota, Sordariomycetes, Glomerellales, Glomerellaceae. The record is from RefSeq and is a predicted model, not a curated record.